GAAGCCCCCAGGUUUGGUAUUAAGGUGAUGCUGAAAUCAAAACAAGUUAGGAUGUAUUCCUUCUUUUCUGGAAGAGUUUGUGUAAUUUGAUAUUUCUUUCUUAACCAUUUGGGUGAAAACUUGAUGAAAUGCUUUAGAACUAGUGUUGCAGACCGUGUUUUGGGAAAACAGUGGUCUAGAGAGCAAAACUUAAACGUGAAAUAGUCAGUUGCUGUCCAUUUGAAUGCUCUUGUUUUAUUCAUUUCCUCCCUUAGGCAGCACGGGCCUUUCCCUUCCUGGCUCUGUGGGGCUUGGCUAAGUCACCACAUAAGAGAGCAGUGAGCAAUUUGAGACCUGAGCCUGGUCCUCAGGAAUUUGCUCUCUCCCUGCCAGCAGGAGACCUGUCCCAGCCCUUCUCAGCCAUCUCCACAUUCCUCUGACAGAAUGAAUGCCCUGGAUGGUGUCCCCUUCAAGGUGCCCAAGGGCUUUGUGAUAGGCACGGAGCCCCUCCCUGGGCCAGAGCUCAGUGUCCCAGACUGCAGGGAGCUUCUGCUGGGUUCUAUGCACGACUUCAGCCUGGAGAGGAGGGCACUCUUCUGGGUGGAGGCUGUAGUCCGGGGACCCUGCCUGGUCCAGUGCAAUGCCCCCGGGGCAGCUUCAGCCCCUCCCGCUUGGCUCUUGCUGGUCAGCCCUGAGCAAGGGCUGGAGCCCAUGCCUGCCGCAGCCGAAGGUCCUGAGGCCAGACCGCAGGAGCAUCCUGAGGAGGAAGAGGUGGAGGAGAAGGACCAGGAUGAGGAAGAAGCCUCCUCUGCCAUGGAGGAAGAGCCGGAUCCCUGCAGCCCCCAGCCCAGCCCCUCAGCGAGCCCCAGCCUGGGCCAACACCGGUGCUCGCUGGACGUGCUGCGCGGCGUGAGGUCGGAGCUGGCCGGGGCGCGGCGUCGGCUCUCUGAGUGCAGGCUGGUCGCCCGCCCCCGCAGUCUCCUGCACCGCAUCCGCCACCGAGCUCUGAGCCUCUGCCCUGGCCCCGCGUCAGCCCUGGGCCCGGCACUCCCGCUCCCCAGCGCCCCCACGCCGCCGCCGGGCCUCGAGCCAUCGCUCCCCAGCACCCCUGCACUGCCCCCGCGGCCCUCCACGGCUGGCGCCGUGCCCCCGCUGCGGAGCCACAGGCCCGCGGUUGCGUCCCUCAGCUCGCAUACCUGCCUGCCACCUCCUGGGCAGGUGCCCCAGCCUCUCGCCACCCACAGAUUGCACCCUGAUUCUGCUGACUUGCUGUCCGCCCUGAGCCAGGAGGAGCAAGACCUCAUCGGGCCAGUGGUCGCCCUGGGGUAUCCCUUGCACAGGGCCAUCAUGGCUCUACAGAAGACUGGGCGGCAGAGCCUGAGCCAGUUUCUCAGCUACCUUAGUGCCUGUGACCGGCUAUUGCGACAGGGCUACGAGGAAGGCCUGGUGGAUGAGGCCAUGGAGAUGUUCCAGUUCUCCGAGAGCCAGGCAGGGGAGUUCCUGCGCCUCUCAGAGCAGUUCAGCGACAUGGGCUUCCAGCAGGACCGGAUCAAGGAGGUGCUGCUGGUCCACGGCAACCGCCAUGAGCAAGCCCUGGAGGAGCUGGUAGCCUGUGCCCAGUGA
Messenger RNA from Kogia breviceps (pygmy sperm whale), 1602 nucleotides. RefSeq names its product ubiquitin associated protein 1 like (gene UBAP1L). Gene Ontology annotation, cellular component: ESCRT I complex. The record is from RefSeq and is a predicted model, not a curated record. Gene Ontology annotation, biological process: ubiquitin-dependent protein catabolic process via the multivesicular body sorting pathway. Gene Ontology annotation, molecular function: ubiquitin binding. Lineage: Eukaryota; Metazoa; Chordata; Mammalia; Artiodactyla; Physeteridae.